This is a messenger RNA of Choloepus didactylus (southern two-toed sloth), 4542 nucleotides long. It is a transcript of the gene ATP6V1C1, whose product is annotated as ATPase H+ transporting V1 subunit C1. Bases 195 to 1343 code for a protein of 382 amino acids. Gene Ontology annotation, cellular component: lysosomal membrane; vacuolar proton-transporting V-type ATPase, V1 domain. Gene Ontology annotation, molecular function: proton-transporting ATPase activity, rotational mechanism. The record is from RefSeq and is a predicted model, not a curated record. NCBI's taxonomy places the organism in Eukaryota, Metazoa, Chordata, Mammalia, Pilosa, Megalonychidae. The transcript has 13 exons. Gene Ontology annotation, biological process: proton transmembrane transport.
GGCACGUGACUUAUUCCGUGGGUGCUGGGGUCCAGGAAGCUGUGAGGCCUGAGCUUAGGUCCAGGAGCGAUGGAGCGCUGAGCCGUUAACGUCUGUUGGGCUGUCAGCCUUUUUACCUGUUGCUGCUGCCACCUCCUCGUUUGACGCCUUCUUGGAGUCUCUCUUGACUUUGGAAACAAUACCUGGUAACAAACAUGACUGAGUUUUGGCUUAUAUCAGCUCCUGGGGAGAAAACAUGUCAGCAAACAUGGGAGAAACUGCAUGCGGCAACUACAAAGAACAAUAAUCUUUCUAUAACUUCAAAGUUCAACAUCCCUGACUUAAAGGUUGGCACACUAGAUGUCUUGGUUGGUUUGUCAGAUGAACUUGCAAAACUGGAUGCAUUUGUAGAAGGGGUGGUUAAGAAAGUUGCUCAGUACAUGGCUGAUGUAUUGGAGGACAGUAAAGACAAAGUUCAGGAGAAUCUGUUGGCUAAUGGAGUUGACUUGGUUACUUAUAUAACAAGAUUCCAGUGGGACAUGGCCAAAUAUCCAAUCAAGCAGUCCCUGAAAAAUAUUUCUGAAAUAAUUGCCAAGGGGGUAACUCAGAUUGACAAUGACCUGAAAUCGCGAGCAUCCGCAUACAAUAACCUGAAAGGGAAUCUUCAGAAUUUGGAACGGAAGAAUGCAGGAAGUUUGCUAACUAGAAGUCUAGCAGAAAUUGUCAAGAAGGAUGACUUUGUUCUUGAUUCAGAGUAUCUCAUCACAUUAUUGGUGGUAGUUCCAAAGUUAAACCACAAUGAUUGGAUUAAGCAGUAUGAAACGCUAGCUGAAAUGGUAGUUCCAAGGUCUAGCAAUGUUCUCUCAGAGGACCAAGAUAGUUACCUUUGUAAUGUCACCUUGUUUAGGAAAGCAGUUGAUGACUUCAGACACAGAGCCCGGGAAAACAAAUUCAUCGUUCGUGACUUCCAGUAUAAUGAAGAAGAGAUGAAAGCAGAUAAAGAAGAAAUGAAUAGGCUUUCUACUGACAAGAAAAAGCAAUUUGGACCACUCGUGCGGUGGCUGAAAGUGAAUUUUAGUGAGGCAUUUAUUGCAUGGAUUCAUGUGAAAGCAUUAAGGGUUUUUGUUGAGUCUGUUUUAAGGUAUGGCUUGCCAGUGAACUUUCAAGCAAUGCUACUUCAGCCUAAUAAGAAAACAAUGAAGAAACUAAGAGAAGUAUUAUAUGAAUUAUAUAAACAUCUAGACAGCAGUGCGGCAGCUAUCAUUGAUGCUCCUAUGGAUAUUCCAGGCUUAAACCUGAGUCAACAAGAAUACUACCCCUAUGUGUACUACAAGAUUGAUUGCAACUUGCUGGAAUUCAAGUAAAAGUGGGCUCCUCCUCAGACUGGCCUGCCCGUGCGUUGGUGAAUGCUAACAGAAAUAGGUGGCAGGCUGAUAGUACUUUUAACUCUCUAAAACCCUUUGCUUGCUUCAUACCCCUUUUCCUAGGUGAAUUCUCCCAUAGUGGUCCAUUUCUCAACAUUUUAUUUUUGAAGAAAAAUGUAUGUAUUGUUUCUUUUUGUUGAUCAGGUCUGUAAAUGUGUACUAAAAAAAAUCAGAGUUUAUUUAUAAACAGAAUAGUUUAUUUAAAGAGAAGGUCUUUUCUCAUCAGUAUUGUGGUAUGCAUUAAUUCCAUUUGUUACUGUUGUGUACAAAGGCCUUGUUUACAAGGGUAUAGUGUAAACAUUUAUACCAUUUUGUUCACUGGAUUUAGUAGACCUAAUUGUUUAAUAGUUAUUGAAUCGUGACGUAAAGAAAUGUGACUCUAUUCAGGUAUAUGCUUUCUGAAUGUUUCAAAAUACAAUCUGUGAGCACUGUCCACACCCACAGGAGAGAAUAAAAUUACCUGUGCAAAGGUGUAUUGUGGUGUGUGUAACUUCAGAAGAUUACAGUUCAGUUUGAGAGUUUAAUAAGUGAUAGCAUAGCUAACUUGCUAUGCUACUUUCAGGAUGUUAUAUGCUGAGGUGACAGUUUGUGUGUGGUUUAAUUAUGCCAAAUUUGGGUUAGAGCACAAUUUUGGAGGUUAUUUUUUCAGGGUAUUUACAGAUGGACACUUAGACUUUUAGUCUCUCAAAUAAUUAGAAAGUUAGGACCAAUUUUGAAUAAAAGUAGAGCAAAACUAUGUAGCUUUUCCCCCUAAGUAUUUUACAUGUUUUCUUUUUAAGCUCUGUAGUUAUAAAACUCUUCAUUUAUGAUAGAGUCUGAAAAUAGUAGCAUUGCUAGUCUUUAAAAUAUCUAAGAGGAAUAACCUAGUUUAGUAUCCUAAAAGAGUUUUUAAGAGAGAGUUUUGUGGCAGUACAUCUUUACUAUAUAUUCACAGAAUUGUAAAUAAGAGAAAGUUUACAUUUUAUUUUAAACACGUUUCUAAAUUCUUCUUUUCCCUCUAUUUAGAACAUUACAUAGCUUCCAAAAUCCUUUUUAUUAUUUCAAAAUUUAAAAUUAUUUGAAACAUACUUAUUAACUUCAGACAAAUACAGACUUCUAUAAAGUAAAGCAUGAAAGACAUCCCCUCCUUCCACUCCCGAGGGAUGUUUAUGUAUCCUUCCAAAACAUGAAAUGUAUUCUCUACAACAUAUAUGUCACACACCUAGUUUACUUUUCUAAAAUGAGGGAUCAUACUGUGCAUGUUCUGUCACUUGCUUUUUUGCUUAUUAAUAUAUCCAAGGUAUCUUUACACAUCAUUCUAGCUAGAGCUACCUCAUUGCUUUAACUGGGUAUUUGGUAUUCCAUCAUGUGUUUAUGCCAUAAUGUGUUUAGCCGGUCACCUUUUGAUGGAUAUUCAGGUUGUUUUUAGUUUUUGCUACUACAGAUUGCCACCAUGUAUGUCCUUGCACAGAUAUCUUUGCACAUUUGUAUUAGUGUUUCUGUAGGAGAGAUCCAGCAGUUGGGCUUUUUGUAGAGCCCAUAGGGUGUGUGUAUUUAAAAUUUUGAUAUAUACUACCAAGCUUUCAGUCAGAAUUCUAAAUUUAGGACAUGUUGGGAAUGUAGAUUUUAUUUUCAGUCCUUUGCUCAAGAAGAAGCUGAAGCUUUUUUGUUAUUGUCAGAAAAUUAUGGUUCUCUGUCUUCUUUUUGCAAGAGCUCUUUGAAGUUUCAUGUCCAUAAAAUGGGGAGAAUAUUUCUAUCAUAGGGUUGUGUUUGAGUAUUAGAGUAAAAGAUGGGUAGGUGCAUACAGUGACUUUUAAAGUUUUAUUUAGACUUUAGUAUUCUUUUUAUAUGGGUAGGUAAGGACUGUUUCAGGUUUAAAAUCCCAGUGUGUGUUAGGAACCGUGGGGUUUUUGCUAGGAUUUUUAUCAUGGUUGGAGUCCAGCAGAAUGGCUGAGAGAGUGCCUAUGGAGCCAGACUUCAAGCAUUCACCCACAGCUCAUCUACUCAUUAGCUCUGUGAGCCUGGGCCCGGAGUGAUCUCCGUGCCGCAAUGCCUCAUUUGUGUACUGGGGAUAAUUAUGGUGUCCACCUCAUAGGGCUUUUGUGGUGAGUGAAUGAGAUCCUAUGUGUCUAUAAAGUGCUUAGAGUGGGGCCUGAUGAGAGCUCGCUGCAUGUACUUACUAUCAUCCUAGAGAAGUACCUGUAGCUCCUUUCCCACUUGUGUUUAAUUCGGGAAUUUCUAGGUGCACAUCAUUGUAAGUUUGAAGAUUAGAAAGAAGUAAUUGGGAGUGGGGAGAGUGGGGUGGGUAGUCAAGUUUGUGACUGUAACAAACUAGUAAAGCAGUGGUCACUGAGCUUUAGAGGUUGGGUUAUUUAUGUUGGUCAUGGAGCUGCUGUUCUUGGGAAGGGACUGUUCCCAUUUGCUUGCUUUGUUUCGUUUGGUGAGAUGGGUUCUCCUCUAGGAUAGAGCUCAGAUAACUUUGAGAUUCAUUAAACACUGACCGAGUGUCUGUUACAGACCUUUCUGCUGAUGGUUUCAUGUAUGUUCCCUCAUCCCUUCCCUAUGUUGCUCAUGAUGGGGGACCGGUGGGUCCCCAUUUUACAUAUGUGGAGAUUUUAGGUUCAAAGAAGCUUUGAAGAAGUAACAAAUUUUGAGUCAGUAAGAAUUUAAACCUAGGGUUUCUGACUGCUGGGUUCUUUCCUCCAUGUCAUACUUCCCACCUCCACCAGGUACUAUAGGAGUGAGCUAAACACAUACCCUAACUUUAGUCCAAGAUAGAUAGACAAUGAUAUAGAUUCCAUAUGGAUAAUCUGUGAUUAAAUUGUAUUGAUAUUUGGCAGGGACCAGGAGCCCAGGCAUUUUGUCAGUGGUGGUUGAUGAUGUGUCUAGUUGUUGCAUGUUAAUUUCAGUAGCUGAGUUAGUCAAUCUAGAAUAUUUUUCUACCUCUGAAAUUCCUCUGAUGAGGUUGCUAUUAAGCAGAAACUCUGUGUGGUCUGGGUGAAACAUAUCCCACUUGACUUUUUGACUGAGCUCAUGCCAAGUAGUUCCUUUAAAGUAAUGAUACUUGGCAUAACAAAUAGUCAGCAAAUGUUAACUUUUCUUUAUUCUCACUUUAAAAUUAAAUAGUCCCAAAUGUUGGAAAUAAAAUAUAAGAAAUUGA